Molecule: messenger RNA, 807 nt
Organism: Naegleria fowleri
Lineage: Eukaryota; Heterolobosea; Eutetramitea; Acrasida; Naegleriidae
Exons: 4
Coding region: 1-807 (268 amino acids)
Source: RefSeq, a predicted model, not a curated record
AUGUCCACUCAUGUGUGUGAAGAAGAAAACAAUGUUCACAAGAUGAAUGAAGAAGAGCAUGCACUCACAUUCAACAACACGCCUCCACAGCAGCCUUAUGUCAACAAACAUGCACAGCAUGCGUCUAUAACGAUUGAAGGUCCAUACGUUCAACAACACCAACAGCCACAUGCAAUGCAACAUGCACUUGAGACGAUUGAACACCUUCAACAAGAAGGUCAUGCAACGAGGAACACAACAACACCAACUCCUCCUCUUCAAUCGGAGUAUGUAUGGACUUUUUCACCAACAACCACAGGUGCAUGCAUGUUAGACACAUUCUCAACUACACACAACCACUCUCAAAGUAAAAUCAAUGUUACAAAAAAAGAAAUGGAACGAUAUUUUGGAGCUUCACAAGCCCUCGCUGCUCGAUUAUUGGGAGUGAGUGUUUCAACUCUCAAGAGAAGAUUCAAAGAAUCUUAUGAGGUACAAUUUCAUAGGUGGCCCUAUCACAAGUUAACAAAUUUAGAGAAGCGUCAUUCACUGUGGUUUUAUAUCAACGAUGAGAAUGAAGAUGAGAAAUUUAUUUCUUCAAAAUGUGAACAAGUAUUAGAAAAGGCUUUUGAAAAUUGUACACUUCCUCUGGAACAUUAUUUUUCCGAAUUAAAACCAAAACCAAGAAAGAAAGAUUUCACAUUUUUGAAUUACAUUCCUCAACAUGAGAUGAGUUCUCAUGCAGCAACAACAUCAGAAUUAUCGAUGAGAGAGCCUCGAUUGAAAGGUGGAUCCAAACAAUUAUAUCAAAUUAUGGAAGAUUGUAAAUAG